CUAAUCAUCCAUACACAACCAAAACAUCACACAUUGUCUUUCCUUUUAGAGCCUCUUCAACUUGUAAUUUGAAUAAAAAGAACAAAAGAUUCAGAUGGGUUCUUGUCUCAGUGCUCAGUUAAAAUUACAAACUUCUUGUCAUGAUGGUAAGGUUGCAUCUGCAACAACACCACCUAGACCUCUAAGCCAAGAUGACAUUUUGCGAUCAACGAAUUUAAAAUCGUUUAGCUUCAACGUACUUAAAACAGCCACCAGGAGUUUCCGUCCGGAUAGUGUGUUGGGUGAAGGUGGUUUCGGUAUGGUUUUUAAAGGUUGGAUAGAUGAGCAAAAUGUUACCGCGGCCAAGCCUGGCACACGCACCGUUAUUGCUGUAAAGAUAUUAAACCAAAACGGUCUACAAGGUCACCGAGAAUGGUUGACGGAAAUAAACUAUUUAGGACAGCUGAAACAUCCAAAUCUGGUGCAACUAAUCGGUUACUGCAUAGAGGGCGACAAAAGACUCCUUGUGUACGAGUUUGUGUCGCGUGGCAGCUUGGAAAACCAUCUUUUUAAAAGGGGUUGUCGGCCUCUCUCUUGGAGCCAACGUUUAAAGGUUGCUCUUGGUGCUGCCAAGGGGCUUGCGUAUCUUCAUAGCCCGGAAGCAAAUGUGAUAUAUCGGGAUUUCAAGUGUUCAAAUAUCUUGAUUGAUUACGAGUACAAUGCAAAACUUUCUGAUUUUGGGCUGGCUAAGGAUGGGCCAGUGGAUGGGAAAAGCCAUGUAACCACAAGGGUCAUGGGCACUUAUGGAUAUGCAGCUCCUGAGUACAUGGCAUCAGGUCACUUGAGUGAACGAAACGACAUCUACAGUUUCGGGGUGGUUCUUCUUGAAAUUUUGACAGGAAGACCAUGCAUUGACAAAAACCGUCCAUCUAACGAAAAAAAGUUGGUUGACUUUGCUAAGCCUUAUUUGACUAGCAGAAGGAUUCUUCAAAUUAUGGACCGUAGGAUUGAUGGUCAGUACGCUUCUGAUGUCGCCAUGAGAGUUGCAGCUCUUGCAAAGAAGUGUCUUGCAGUAAGACCUAAAGACAGGCCGACUGCUAAUGAGUUGGUCGAAGCGUUGGAACAACUUCAAGAACCUCAAAAAGGGUCUUGUAUUCGUAGAAAAUAAGAAACGGUUCGGAAACUUAGUGGCACAAGAAUGUUGGUUACCUCUGGCAGGUGGCUUCUAAAGACUAAAGGUGCUAGUGUUGAGUGAGACAAAAUAUCCCUUUUACUGUUUUACAGUCAUGAAUGUAUAAUUCCAAAAGAUGUAAAAAUGAAGCAGGAUGGUUUUAGUAAUAUAGUUUUGGUAAAGUUAAUAGUAUCAAUGUUUUCUUAUCA
Helianthus annuus (common sunflower) is the source of this 1359-nucleotide messenger RNA. RefSeq names its product receptor-like cytoplasmic kinase 176. Gene Ontology annotation, biological process: protein phosphorylation. Gene Ontology annotation, molecular function: protein kinase activity; ATP binding. The transcript has 6 exons. Lineage: Eukaryota; Viridiplantae; Streptophyta; Magnoliopsida; Asterales; Asteraceae. The coding region runs from base 95 to 1147 and encodes 350 amino acids. The record is from RefSeq and is a predicted model, not a curated record.